AUGAAGUAUAUGACGAAUAAAUUGAGUUAUUCAAGAAAACAAAAAAUAUUUGUAAUUAACAAUUGCUUGUUUUUUUCGUUUAUUUUGUUUUAUAUUUCUUAUUAUUUUUUCUUCAAUGGACUUAUUUACCCUGCUGUGAAGAUCGUCUUUCAUGGGAGCGUGAUAGCAAAUCAGACUAUAGUGUACAAGAACUCAAUUUUGGAGUCAAUAUGGUUGCUAUAUACAAACGGCAGUUAUUUUAAUAUGGGCGUGCUGCUCAUAUUUUCAAUAAUAAUUCCAAUAUUAAAGUUUGUUAUGGUGACUGACAAUUUUUAUAGUUUCUUUAAGCUAUAUAAUUUAGGUUUAAAAUUUAAUGAAAAUGAAAAAGAGGAUGCAAAAUUAAUUUACUACAUUAAUAUUGUAAAUGAAAAUGAAGAAUUUGCUUUAAAGAAAUUUAGUAUUUUAAGUUCAAUCUCACGAUUUCAAUUUGUCGAUGUAUUUAUAUCAUUGUUUAUUGUGUCUUCAUUGAAUUUAUAUUUGUUAGAAGCAAAGAUAUUAAUUGGAGCUUAUCAUUUUUUAAACUAUUGUGUUAUAUCAACAAUAUCUUCUUAUUUAUUAUUAACAUUUAUGAAGAUAAAAAUAAAUAUAUUUAAAGAAGGAAAUAUAAAAAUAUUUUCAUCUCGUGAUGAAAAAUCAGUAGCUGGAAAAAAUACAGACAACAUGUUAUGUAAUGGAAAAAGAGAUAUUUUAAAGAAAGAAAAUUCAAAAAUAGAAUUUAAUAAAAUAUACGAUAGUAAUACCACAAAAGAUAGUCAUAAAUGGAGUAAAAAAAAUAAAAAGAAAGGAACUAAAGAAGUUCUAAAUAAUGAUAAUAUGAAUACGACACAUAAGAAAAAAAAAUCUGAAAAUGAUGGAAAAAUCGACCAUAUAAAUAGUAAAUAUAAAAUGAAUGAUAGUGAAAUUAAAAGUUUAGAAGAAGAUACAUCUGCUGGAAAAACAACAGGUGAUGAACAUAUGUCACCAAAUAAACAAAAUGACGAUGAAGAUUCAAUUGAUGAUGAAAAUGUUACAGAAUAUACUUCAUAUGAUAAUAAUAUUUUAUGUUACAACAAAUUACAAUCAUUAAAUAAUGUGAGUUAUUUAUAUAAAGUAAUGAAAAAUAAUGAUGCAUAUAUAUAUUUAAAAAAGAAAAAAUUUAAUUUAUUAUUAAAAGAUAGUUUUCAGAAAACUCGUUCAAAUAGAAUAAAAGUAGCACAUACAUUUGUAUUAUUAUUUUUAUUAUGUUUAUCUAUAUAUUUUAUAACAUUUGUAGAAACAGAUAUGUUUGGUAUAUAUAUAUAUUUAAAUUUUUUCAAUUUUAAUAUAGAAAGUGUAAUGAUUGAUUAUAUAGAUAUGUUAAAUAUAUUAAAAUUAAAAGUAAAUCAAAAUUAUGUUUUUCCAUUCUUUUUUAUGUUUCCAUUUAUAUUCCCUUUAAUUAUAGCCGUAUCAUUUAUUUUAAGUAUAUUUUUUAUGAAUUUAUAUUAUGUGAAUUUUUCAAUAUGGUAUAAGAAAAUGACAGCCUUUAGUGAUGAGUUAGUAUUUGAUCCUGAAGUCCCAAAUAAUCAAAAAAUAACAAUAUCCGAAAGACAUAACUAUUUAUGUAUUAAAAAAGAGAUUGAAAAAAAUGACAAGUUAUCAAACACAUCAGAUGAAUUAUCUUCUCAUAAUAAUUCAACCAUAACAAGUAGCAAGAGUGAAGAUAUAAAUACCGAAUUUGUUUAUAGUGGGCUUUUAAAUUUUUAUUUUUUAAUGUCUUCUCUUUUUUCUAGUAUAUGCUCAAUAUUAUUACACAUGUCAUUAGGAGAAAUAAUUGCAAUAGCUAUUAUAAUUUUUUAUCAGAUAGUUAAACAUACAUAUAAUUUAAAUAUUUUAGUACUAUUUAAAACAGAUAAAAUUCAUUUUUCAAAAUUUAUAUUAUUUAUUGCUUUUGGUUUAAUUUGCUUUUCAAUUAAUAUGUAUGUAGCACAAUGGGAGAAAUUAAUAAAAAAGUUACAAAAAAUAAGAAAACAAAUUCUUCUUUUUGAAUCUAACAGAUGUAGUGAAAUAGUUGAUUUAAAUAUACAAAAAAAUAAAAACUGGACUAUACCUAUUUAUACAUAUUUUUUUAAAUACCUAAUUAAGCCAAAUCAAAUUGCUCAUAAAAAAAAGAAAAAAAUAGACAUAUCCGAAGAUAAUAAUAAUAGCCAUCUAAUUCGAACUCAAUCUAGUAGUGUAUAUGAUUAUGAUGCAAACAGGAUGUACCAAAAUAUGCAUUUAUCUAAUGAUGAAGAAACAUUAAGUUAUUUAAACUCGUCAUCUAUUACUAAUAUUAAGAAUAAGAAAAAAAAUAAAAAUUCUACAGAAGAUCCAACAGGAGUUAUGAAUAAAUAUAAUAUCCAAAAUAAAGGAAAUAAUGAUCGAUUUAUAAAUUCUGGAAUGCGAAAGGAACAAUGUGGACCUGUUAGUUUUUUAUUUUCUGAAGUUAAAAAAAGAAGUUCUAAGCUUGGUAAAUCAAAUUAUGGUAAAAAAAAACGUAGUAUUACUCAAAGUUAUGAGCAAAUAAGAGAUGGCAAUGAUGACAAUAUAGAGGAUGAUGAAGAUGGAAUAUAUGAAGAAGACAAAAAUGAAGAUGAAGAUACUGCAUCAAGAGAAAAUGGAGCUAUUGAAGGAAGUCAUAAUUUUUUAGAAAAAUCCAACUCACAAAAUAUGCCAUAUAUUAAAAGUUUUAUGCCAAUUAAAUCUAUAUUAUUAAUACAAUUAGAAAAAUUAAAAGCAAAGAAAAAAAAAGAUAGAGGAGGAUAUGGUAAUAAGUUUGGAGAUAAAUCUGAAUCAAUAAAUAUGACAAAAUUAUUUCGGUAUUUCCAUAUAUUAUUAUUUAUUUUAAUUAUUUCAACAACAUUAAUGGGAUUCUUUAAAAAUGAAGGUGUACUUAAAUUUAACAUGAAUUCAGUAAAUAAAAGAUUGAAUAAUUAUUUUACAUCCCCUAAUUUCUACGCAUUUAUACCUACAAGUGUUGGUAAAUGCAAAACCAAAAAAUAUUUAGCAAAAGAACCUUGUUAUGAAGUGGGACGUAUAUAUCAUGAAGAAAAAACAUUUUAUCAUGCUACACUUUUAUUUUUACAAGGUAUUAGUUCGAUUAAUAUUGAUAAUAUAUAUUUUUAUUAUGAUCAAGGAAAAUAUUAUUUAACAUUCAAUGGAUAUUUUAAACAUAUUAUUGGUCCAUUAUUUUUAAAAUUAUGUAUAGGAUCAAAUUUUUGUCCUAUAAGCACUUAUGCCUAUUUAAUAGGAAAUAAACCAACAUUUUCUAUAACUAUAGAAGCUCAAUGUGAUGAUUUUGCAGCACCAAAUUAUAUUAGCAAUUUAGUUGUUAGUGAUUUACAAAUUACUAGGAUUGAAGUUAUAAAACAUUCCGAUAUUAUUGAUAAUGUUGAUAUAAAACUAGAUGAUAUACAAGAGAGAGUUCAAGAAAAAGUUAAUUCAAUGCUAGCUGAUCAUCUUCAAGUUAUUAUAUGGAAAAAUCAAAAAUAUGAUAUAGAGAGUUUUAUUAAUUAUUUGAUUUCAAGAAAUUCUCUUAAUGGUUUUAGUUGUCAACCAUAUAAUUAUUAA
Messenger RNA from Plasmodium vinckei vinckei, 3603 nucleotides. Its product is annotated as conserved Plasmodium protein, unknown function. The transcript has 2 exons. NCBI's taxonomy places the organism in Eukaryota, Apicomplexa, Aconoidasida, Haemosporida, Plasmodiidae. Bases 1 to 3603 code for a protein of 1200 amino acids. The record is from RefSeq and is a predicted model, not a curated record.